AUGACGGCUCUAUAUUGCAGAAUACCCAGCAAUUAUGGGUUGCCCGCAAUGGUCGCAGAGGAAGUUCUGCGUUGCCCCAAAUGUUCGGAUCGCCUCAUCCCGCAAUUGCUUGACAUCAACGAGCAAGGCGAGCAAAAUGUUUGGUGGGUGUGCGCGGCGAUGAAUGAGAACCCGAAGUCGUGCAAUUUUCCACUGGCAAUGCCUCCAGACGUCUUUUGGGUGAAACGGACAGCGAGAGACAUUAGAAUGAACAUCAUCCCACGUCCAAAGAUUACUAAGCUGCCAAAGAAAUUUCAUUACCUCUACCCUGGUCUUUUUUCAUCGAGAGAAUCAUCGCGCUCGUCCCACUCGUCGAGUUUAAGAUCAAAGAAGCGGAAAGCAUUAACAAGAUCCGAUGGAAUCUCGGCAGGCUCUUCUGACUCCGGUCAUCGGCCUUUAACGCCAAUGAUAUCUUCUGAAAGAUCGAUAUUUCUUGUUACACAGGAAGAAGUGACGCCAGUAGCAAAUGUAUCAUUGGACAAUAGCGCUUUUAUGAUCGACAAAAUGACUGAACCUCUCUCUACUUCAUUUGCCACAGUUUCUGAGUCUCCGCAACGCUGCGUUUCUCCAGGAAUCGGUGAAUUAUUUGCCACUCCACCACAGAGCAGCAAAAAAGGUGUUGUCGAAAUAGUUGAUCAAGCCAAUGUGAGCACUACCGGCAACAGGAUUGCACAAGACGCCAAAAAGUUGGAGAAACGCUUGCAUAAACCGUUGAAUACUCUACAACAAAGAAAUGUUUCAAGACGUCAGGCCAAGGGACUAACACUUGCGCCAGCCCCUAUGAUUCUCAAAGCUACGACGCCCUUCGAGAAAACGAAAGCUGCUUUGACUCUUAUGCACUCAGCUCCAACUGAAAUCCCCGAAUCAUUCAUUCAAGCAAGUCGGAAGUUGGCAGUGGCAGGUGGAUACAAGCAACGGAUUUCCCAGUGGAAUCGCAACUCAGCGGUGGAUCAUUUGAGAAGCGAACACAGGUCUAAGCCUCAAAAGCUGAUCAAGCGGCCACGUGGUGAUGCUGAUUACAUGGUAAGAAAUAACGCCGAUGAGAUGGAGCUGCCUAAGCCCGAGAAUGAAAACAUGCAACACAUAGAGAUGGAAGUUCGUCACAGGCUAACUGCGAAGAUGUUGCAAUAUGGUUACGGCGGUGGAAAAGCGGCCGAUGAAAUGAACUAUCUGAUGGGCCACGAAUAUGGAGAACAAUCGAUGGCCUCGCAAACGAGUGAAUUAUCGAAUUCUCAAGAACAACAAGUGGUAUCCAUGCAACCAGUGAAAAACGAGGAAGCAAUGGAGCAAAUAGAACACGAGAACUGGUUUAACGAAGUCGACAACUUGGAUUUGUCUGUAUAUGGAGAGCAAUCCAAUUCUAAUCGUUGGUCAACCCUCACUCAAGCAUCCACUUCAACCACAGAGGUUUUCAGUGGUGCUUUCGAGGAUUCAAUAACAGAUGAUGAUCAAUUUGAUGAUCUCUACCCCUGGAAUCAUCAUGGA
This is a messenger RNA of Mesorhabditis belari, 1524 nucleotides long. Lineage: Eukaryota; Metazoa; Nematoda; Chromadorea; Rhabditida; Rhabditidae. The record is from the annotation of a GenBank genome assembly.